GACUUGCUUCUAAUUGCUGUAUAAAAUAGUGUAUAUACAUUCAAGACUUAUUUAUUAGGCAGACGUAAUUUGACUAAUUACUACCAAGUCUAAAAACGUAGUACUGUAGUCGUUACAUGAACAAGUGCUUAUUUUUUUUUGAAAAUGCUUUGCAAGCCAGUUACCCACGUUUUAUUUGACAUGGAUGGAUUAUUACUGAAUACUGAGAAAUAUUACAUGAUGGGAUUUCAACAAGUAGCUUCUAGAUAUGGCAAAGAAUUUACAUUUGACUUGAAAUGUAAAAUAAUGGGUAAACAGAGUCAGGAACUAGCGAGUUCUAUUAUUAAUGAGCUUAACUUGCCGUUGACCGAAGAAGAAUUUAUUUUUGAAACGAGAAAGAUUUUUGAUAAAUUAUUUUUACAAUCAAAAGUAAUGCCGGGCGUCGAGAAACUUCUGCUUCAUUUACAUAAACACAAGGUUCCAAUGGGUCUUGCUACUAGUAGUAGUAAAGAAACAUAUGACUUGAAAGUCACUCAUCAUCAUGAACUUUUUCAAUUAUUCCCAUAUAAAACUUGGGGAUCGUCAGAUCCCAAUGUGAAAAGAGGAAAACCAUAUCCUGAUAUAUUUCUUAUAGCUGCUACCAAGUUUCCGGAUGCACCGAGUCCAGACAAGUGCUUGGUUUUCGAAGAUUCCUUAAAUGGUGUAAAAGCUGCUGUUGCCGCUGGUAUGCAAGUAGUGAUGAUACCAGACCCUCGUUUCGAUCGCAGUCAAGCCCCCGAAGCGACACUUAUACUAAGCUCAAUGGAAGACUUCCGACCGGAAGUUUUUAGUUUGCCGCCAUUUGAUAACUAGAAUUUUGUAAUGUUAUGGAUAUAAUAAUUGUCAUAUUUUUUUAAAUAAAAUUUAUUUUCAUCAUGAGAUAAUUUAAUAGCGAGAAAGUAAUCUGGGA
This is a messenger RNA of Vanessa tameamea, 928 nucleotides long. Its product is annotated as pseudouridine-5'-phosphatase-like. Gene Ontology annotation, molecular function: phosphatase activity. The record is from RefSeq and is a predicted model, not a curated record. The coding region runs from base 145 to 831 and encodes 228 amino acids. The transcript has 4 exons. Lineage: Eukaryota; Metazoa; Arthropoda; Insecta; Lepidoptera; Nymphalidae.